Messenger RNA from Penicillium olsonii, 1299 nucleotides. The record is from the annotation of a GenBank genome assembly. Lineage: Eukaryota; Fungi; Ascomycota; Eurotiomycetes; Eurotiales; Aspergillaceae.
AUGCGUAUCACCGUCAGCGUGAUCCGCCCCGAUGUGGAUUCCGACAUCAUCCCCUUGGAGGUCGGCGGCGACAUGACAAUCGACCUCUUGAAAGCUAUUGUCGAAAGCGAAACCUCGAUCCCCCCGGCAUCCCAGCAAAUUGUCUACAAUAACCAGCUCCUUCAGUCCUCUGCACAAACUCUCGAAUCCGUGGGCAUCACCGAAGGCGACAUGCUCGGAGUGCACGUCACUCUCCGCAGCCCCCAGCAACCCACCCCUCGUCCCUCCGCCCCCUCCAGCUCAAGACAACCCGCCCCACGCCCCGGCAUGCCAGACCCAGAAACCAUCCGCCUCCACAUCCUGGGUGACCCCCGCGUGCGCGAGGCUGUCCGCAGGCAGAACCCCGAGCUCUCGGAGGCGGCAGACAACGCCCAGCGCUUCCGUGAGGUCCUGCUGAGGCAGCAGCAAAACGAGGCGCACCAAGAAGCUCAGAAGGAAGCUCGCAUUGCUAUGCUAAACGCUGACCCCUUCAACCCGGAUAACCAGAAGGAGAUUGAGGAGAUCAUUCGCCAGAAUGCCGUGACCGAGAACCUACACAAUGCUAUGGAGCAUCACCCCGAGUCUUUCGGACGUGUCACCAUGCUCUACAUCCCCGUCGAAGUCAACGGCCACCGCCUGAACGCCUUCGUCGACUCCGGCGCCCAGGUAACCAUCAUGUCCCCCGAAUGCGCCACAGCCUGUAACAUCAUGCGUCUCGUCGACCGUCGCUACGGCGGUAUCGCCAAGGGUGUAGGCACAGCCCCCAUCCUGGGCCGCGUGCACUCCGCCCAGAUCAAGAUCGGAGAGAUGUUCCUCCCCUGCUCCUUCACCGUGAUGGAGGGCAAACAAAUCGACCUCCUACUCGGUCUUGACAUGCUCCGUCGUCACCAAGCCUGCAUUGACCUCCAGCGCGGUGCGCUCGUCAUCCAAGACCAGGCCGUACCAUUCCUCGGUGAGGGCGACAUCCCUAAGCACCUCACCGAUGAAUUCGAAGCCGAGCCUACGGUCAAGGGAGCCGAUGGAGCGGAAGUUGGUGCCCGCACGGGCGCCGUCACCCAUCAGGCUGAGAACAGCACAUCCAGCGCGAAUCCCAGCGCCCCUGCUCCUGCUCCUGCAUCUGCGCCUGCGCCUGCACCCCGGAUCAACAUCCGGCCUGCGUCGCGGUGGCCUCAGGACUCGAUUGCCAAGAUCACGGAGUUGGGAUUCUCGCGGGAUGAAGCUGUUCGCGCCCUCGAUGCCGCCCAUGGGGAUUUGGAUGGGGCGAUUGGGUUCUUGAUUUGA